CGAUCCCGCGCAUGAGCCUUGGGGGCUCAUUUGUUCUCAUUUCCCGUCGUCCUCUGCGCGCUAUAAAUUCUGGAGUGCAGCGUUCGCGCGUUCUUUUCGCGGCGCGUCUUCGGCGAAGUAUUCUGUUUGCUGUGUCCUGUUGCUCUGGUUCCUCAGGAAGGAUUUAAUGCUGUUGUGCCCAUUGAAUGUACUUGCCAAAAGUGAUGGUCAGACUGAUGGACAACAUGAAUUCUGCACAUAUCAAGAGUUACCCAGUACCUGAAUGCACGAACUACAUAAUGGAAAUUAUUUCUGCAAGGUCAUUUAUUUAUGCUCCCAAGAUUGAUAAAACAGCCCUGACACAGCUUAUGCUAUCUUUGUGUUACACAUACACAUGUGUGUGUGUGUGUGUGUGUGUGUGUGUAUUGAAGAGAAUGUAAAGCAAGGCAUACUGGGAAGAAGAAACAAGCAUAUUUUAUUAUGCAGCCCACCCAAAACCAAGUUGGAACCAGCAUGCAAGAUAUGUUUGAGAUGUUUGUUUAUUCAUUGUACAUUUCUCUUCUUGCAUUCUAGAAGCAUUGAAUGCUUAUACAAAGCAAGUACAAUGGCUAUUCCUAAAAUAAGUGUGUGACAUUCUGCAAGUUCAAGGUAUUGAUGGGAAUUUUUUGUUUUUGUUUUAUUCUUUGUAUUGUAUAGUUUGUCUUGAUCAGAGUAGCUUCUCAGAUGUUAGCUUUAAGGGAUGAUCACGCAGCAGGUACAAUAUGCUUAUGUUUAGACAAGUAUAAAAUACACUCUUGGCAGUUGGUCUUUUCUAGCAAAAUUUGUCAUUUAAAGCCCCCUCUUUCUUUAGAACUAAUAGCAAGGUUUUAUACUCAAAACAGCAUCAUGAGUAAGAUGAAGAACUGCUGUGGAAAUAGCCCAGGCUCCUUCUUUUCUUCCCCACUAUAAGCAGCAAAGCAACCAAAAAUGGAAGAUUUCUUUAAUAAAAUACAAAGAAGAACAGUAAGUAACACAAAAGUGUCUACUGCCUCCCCCCCUUCACCUUCUGAAUCAGUAGAAUUAAUAGACUGGAACUCCCAAAUUGAACUUGAAAAACAACAACUGUCAGAAACACUAUCCUUAUUGUUUACUUCUAGGGAUGAGCUAAAUGAAAAUCAAACUGAGAAUAUUAACGACCCCCGUUCUGGAUCUUUGCUCCAUUUAGCCAGCUCUCCCAAUCCCAAGGGAAACAACCUCAAAAGUAAGAUAUAUAAGAAUUUGAAGAGACUCCCUUGGGAAAGCACAACUGAGUUUAUGGACAGGCAAUGCUUGCUCACUGCUCAAACCGUCAUUGCAUUGUUUGAUCAACUAUGGGACAUUAAGCACAACUUAGAUCUUCUAAAAAAUGAUCUUAAAGCAUCAGUCUUUAAAUUGGCUGCUGCUACUACCAACCAAAAUGUAGUGACAAUGGGAAAUGAAAAGACCUCACUUUCUCUCUUAGACAAAGGGAAACCAGUAAUAGAAAUCUGAAUGACAUAAGUAAACACCACUCCAAGGACAGCAGCUUUAAUAGGUUCAAACCCUCUGAUAAUGCAGGAGGAGGCAAUUUAUGUGCUAAAUCCACUAAUAGAACAAUUGGGAAAACCAUAAGUAAACAAAUGUGUAUUUUAGAAACUCAGAAGAUCUCACUCUCUAUUUCUUUGAAUAGGAUUAAUCUGGGAUGAUGGAACUCUAUAAGAGCUAUUAAAAUCUCAUUAGGGCAGCUUCUGCACUGUCAUCAAAGACUGAUAGAUUUGGAUGCUAUUGAAUGGCUCCCCACAGUGCAAAACCAUAAACGGUUCGUAUUAUCAUUAAAAGAACCUACUAUCCCAGCUAUGAUACUGAAGAUAAGACCAUAUUUAGCAUCUUUCCAAAUUUUUCCUUCUAGAGUAUUCCAAAUGGAAUCAGUCAAACCUUUGUGUAGUUCUGCCGCAUUAAAAGAUAGACCUCCUGCCAAAAGUUCUACAGAAACUAUCAAACCCCCCCCCCUUCCAAAAACAAAACGGGGACCCAGUACUACUCUCCAACAGAUAGUGAGGCAAACUUUGACGAUGGUGAGACUACUAGAGCUUUUGGUUCGCGGUCUAAGAAUGAGCAAGAUGACAUUUUAUAUAAGCUAGAAAAUCUCAAGAAAACCCUACGAGACAGUAUGGUGACAGCGAUGCCGCUUAUUGAUCUUAUAUCACCAUCAACAGAUUCUAAUUGCCAACAUUUUAAGAACAAACUUGCAGAGAACAAACAAUCCUCAACAAAUUGCUGCACUAGUCUAUGUGAAGUUAAUAGCGUUCAACACACACAGACAGUUGAGAAGAUAGUAACUUCGUUGUCUCAAAUAGAGGCUAACCAGUGCCUGGCUAGAAAUCUCUCACUGGAGAUAGACUUUCAGAGACAGUCUCAGAAUUUGCAGGUGACCUGUCAGCCUUUGCCGGAAGCCUGGUUGUCUACUACUGAUCCUCUAGUCCAGCAUAAUGGCGACGUACGCUUAGUCCAUCACAAUCACGCCUUAUGACAAUCUUCAAAGGACGACAUAAUCCCCCGCUUAAUAUGGAAUAUUGCUGGUGGGGCAGCACCUUCCAAAGACCAAUGUUUUUCUGAUCUUGUGUCGCCUUUAGCUCCUAAUAAGUCAAAAGUUCCCUCUUCAUCAUUAUCCUUACUCAAGUGUCUAUCCUGGAAUAUGGCCAGAUGGAAUUCUAAGAUCAGUGAUCCUGAUGUGAUAGAUUACAUCAACAAGUUUGAUGUGAUCUUUCUCCGAGAGACAUGGUGCACGUCUGAAAUAGAUUGUAAUGGAUACACCAUAUUUGACUUACCAGCCACUCCACCCUCUGGGAAAGGCAGACCUAGUACAGGACUUGCUAUUCUGAUUUCCACAGCGCUUAAAGCCAUUAUUAAGCGCUUGCCACAUUGUGAACCAAUUGCUAUGGCCUGUUUAAUUGACUUGGUACCUUGUGUUUGCUGAUGAUUAAUGUUUAUAUUCCUCCUAAAUUCCAUAAGGACCGCAGCAAAAAGGUGUGGGAAAUAUUAGAAAAUUACAUAGUUAAAUUAGAGGGACAAUUCCCCUCAGCUGACUUAAUGUUGAUGGGGAAUUUUAAUGCUUGAAUAGGUCAUAACAACGAGGCCCUUUUCUCUUCCCAUGCCUGGGGCUUAGAAGAGAUGGAGGAAUGCACUUUGAACUCUGAAAGACAUUUUAAAGAUCGAGGGAUAAAUCUGGCAGGUAUAUGUUUUAUGCAGAUGGUUGAGUGCCUUGCUUUAAGAAUGCUCAAUGGGAAUCCUCUAUUUGAUCCCUGGGGUGAGUACACAUAUAUCUCAGCAAAGGCAGCUCGAUCAUCGAUUAUAUACUUGUUUCUGAUAAUUUUGUCAGUCAUGUAGCCAGUUUUUCUGUAGGCACCAGACUUGAUGGUGAUCAUCUUCCUCUCUCCUUCUUGUUUAAGAUUCCUUUGAAUAUACAUUCUCAGAUACAAUCGCACCUUAUUGACUCAGCCAUGGUGAUUAGACAGAAGGCUAUGGUGGACAGAAAAUCUCCAUGAGGAGAUCUCAGUUCUCCUCAACUCACCAUUGUGCCUGGGUCUUAAAAACCAAAUUAUUGAGGCACAAGAAGUGCAAGAUGCUUUAGAGAUUUAUUCACAGCUUCUUACGACCCUAGCAACUCCGUUGAGAUGUAUAGAGAGGAAUCCAAGAAAUUUUAAGCGUAGAAGAAUGGCUCCCUGGUUUGAUAAGACCUGUGCCGAUGCUAGAACUCACCUAAGAAACAUGUAUAUCCAAUAUAGGAGAGAUAAUUGCCAGACACUGCCCAAAUCGUACUAUACCACUAGAAGACAGUAUAAAUCACUCUUAGCAAGGAAAAAGAAAGAGACAAUUCAAGGACAGUGGACAUCAAUUAAUAAACGUUUCUCUACAAAAAAAUAACUUCUCGCCUCUUCUAUUGAUAGGAGAUUAUUAUGGUUAAUUAUGAAUCUGUAUAGAGAUACAACCAUACAAGUGAGAUGUGAUAUUCAAGGCAACCUUACAAAACCUAUCCCUGUUUAUAAAGGUGUGCGUCAAGGAUGCAUUUUGGCACCUUUAUUAUUCAAUCUUUAUCUUAAUGACCUCUCAGCCUUUAUCUCUUUAGAAGCACACCAUUCUAAAUUGGCCGCUGUUAGUAUUCCUCUACUCUUGUAUGCAGAUGAUGCAGUCCUCCUUUCUUUUUCGAAAAUAGGCUUGAGACAAAUUUUGAGAGCUUUUGGAGGCUAUUGUGAAGAAAAUUGCUUAACCAUUAACUAUAGUAAAACCAAAAUUAUGGUCUUUUCCAAAAAUCAGCGUCGAUCCAAAUGGACUCUAAAUGGACAUAGCUUAGAGCAAGUUAAAACCUUUAAGUAUUUAGGAAUAACAUUCCAAUCAUCCCGUGGCUGGACAUCUCAGAGGUCUGCCGUUAUUCAGUCAGCAAAAAAUAGUGCCAUGGCAUUAGUACGAUUUUUCUAUACUAGAGGAGGCCAAUUUUUACCCGCUGCAAUGAAGGUGUUUCAGGCUAAGGUUUUGCCACAAUUGUUAUUCAGGAUCCCCAUUUGGAUCCUAGGUUUCUCCGGAGCACUAGAACAGGUUCUCUCAGCCUACCUCCGAAAAUUAUUUGGAGUAUCCAAUUGUGUCCCAUCAGCCGUUUUACGUCUCGAAGCGGGUUGUCAUUCAGUUGAAUGCACUGCUUGGACGUGGGCCCUUAAGUACUGGCUGAAACUUUAUGCGGGCCCUGAUUCAGGAUUUUUGCAACUCGUAAGGAAAGAUAACUAUACCACCCUUUGGUCUAAAAGUAUUCAGGAAAAAUUGUUGAGAGUGGGUUUCUCAAGCAACUUUCUCAUUACACAAGAUCUAUUGAGAGUUCAGCAGAUUUUGACACGCCGUAUAAAAGAUAUUGACCUUCAAUAUUCCUUAUCCUCUGCCCGUACUACCUGUUCUCCCGUUAGUUUAGGGUUAGUUUAAUUCUGAGAGGGAGGCUUUUUAUUUGCAAAAUCUGACUAUCCCAAAAUAUCGAGCUGUGUUCACCAAAGCAAGAUUUAACGUAAUUCCCUCAGCUGUGCUAGAGGGUCGCUUCAAGGGAAUCCCCUACCACGAACGGGUUUGCCCUUAUGGUGAAGGUUCUGUUGAAUCUCUAGAGCAUGUCCUAUUUUUCUGUACUUUUUAUAAGGAUGAGAGGUUAAGAUUAAUUCCUCCCCUCCUGCUUAAGUUCCCGGGUAGACCAAAUAGCUGGCACUUGGAGUACCUACUAAAUUAUUCUAAGAAAAGCAAAAUGGAAACAGUGGCAAAGUUUCUUUUUUCUGCUGUCAAAAUACGUAAGAUUAUGAUUCAAACUAAAUGAACAGUCUUGUCUCUUGCAUUUCGUAUACCUACCCUGGUUCUGUGUUUUAUGGCUUAAUAUUAUUCAAUAUAUCUGAGAGCGCUUUUGUAUAUACAUAAAUGUAUAUUUCAUUAGUAUGUUAUGAAUAUCUAUUUUAUAGAUUUAUUUCCAUAAGUUUUAUAUGUUUUAUAUAUGCUUUGUCGUUUAAUGGCCUGUUGGCUGAAAUAAAAUUUAUU
Messenger RNA from Sceloporus undulatus (fence lizard), 5535 nucleotides. RefSeq lists its product as uncharacterized. The transcript has 4 exons. The record is from RefSeq and is a predicted model, not a curated record. Lineage: Eukaryota; Metazoa; Chordata; Lepidosauria; Squamata; Phrynosomatidae. The coding region runs from base 3943 to 4944 and encodes 333 amino acids.